AUGAUUGGAGUGAAGAAGGAAAGGCAUGCAUCUGACUUUACUAAAGAAGUUGGAUUCACAUCAAGUUCAUCAAUUUCCAAUAGUAGCUGUGAUGCUAACACACCGAGAUCUCGUAGUAGUUGUGGGAGUGGCAAUCAAACUAAACGUUCAUCACAGGCAGGCUGGACAGAUGAUGAGGAUAAUCUGUUGGCUGAUGUAGUGAAGAAGUUUAACGGGAGGAAUUGGAAGAAAAUAGCCCAAUAUAUUCCAGGACGGACAGACGUUCAAUGUUUACAUCGUUGGCAGAAAGUUCUUAAUCCUGAAAUUGUCAAAGGACCAUGGAGCAAAGAGGAAGAUGAUUGUAUUAUAAGGAUGGUUGAGAAGCAUGGUUGUAUGAAAUGGUCAGUUAUUGCAAAGUAUUUACCUGGUCGCAUUGGAAAACAAUGCCGGGAGAGGUGGCACAACCAUUUAGAUCCAGCUAUAAAGAAGGACACAUGGACUAAAGAGGAGGAAUCAACCCUUACACAUUACCACCAGAUAUAUGGUAACAAAUGGGCAGAAAUAGCCAGAUUUCUACCUGGAAGGACUGAUAACGCAAUUAAAAACCAUUGGAAUUGCUCUUUCAAGAGGAAGUUGGAUCUAAACAUGCCUCCCAUGCUACCAUCUAACAUUCAAGAAACUACACACACUGAUCUUCACAAUUCCGAAAUUAAAAAUGAAGGCAGGGGACUGUCGGUGGUGCAGCGAAAGACCGGUCAAAAAAGGUUAUUUGGUCGUGGAAAUUCGUUAGAAAAUGAUUUGAAUGCUUGUUCAACAGAUUUGGCUCUAGGAACCGGUGGUGACGCUUGUCUAGGCUUCGCUAGGUAUGCAAACGGUUGUGGGUUCAAAUCACCACCAAACCGCCUUCCUCUUGCGGUUCUUGAUCCUACUAAAAGCUCCCAGAUGAUCUCAGAACCCUGCAAAAGGCGUAGAAUUGAUGAAAUCAAUGAUUUGAAACUCGGGUCUUCACCAAAUUCUUUGUUUCUAAGUUUGUCUACAUUUGGACAUACUGACAGCAAUUCUACCAAAAAUGGCACAUCCUUAACCUUGGAGAACAGUUUUAGAUCUGAAAAUGGUCGGUUUUCGUGUUCUACACCGCCUGAUCUUACGCUAAGCAUCUCUUAUAGUCCAAAAUCUGCAAUUAGUUAUGAAAACCCUCCUUCAAUUAUGAGUAAGAAGGCUGGUGGUGUUAAUGGUUCGUGCCCAUCUACACCUGAUCAAGAUGAUUGUAGCGAAGAAAUCAGAACUACUGGUUCAGAAAACAUGAAGCAAGGUUCUGAUUGGUGGGUUCAUAGAUCGCAAACAUUGCUGGGAAGACGUUUGGAUUAUGUGUUUAGUUCAGAAUGGGAUCCGACUACUGUCAAAUGCUGCAACUCGAGUUCUAUGACUCCAUCCUUAAAUGUGAAUAUGGGCACAGGAUGCUGA
Molecule: messenger RNA, 1443 nt
Organism: Cynara cardunculus var. scolymus (artichoke)
Lineage: Eukaryota; Viridiplantae; Streptophyta; Magnoliopsida; Asterales; Asteraceae
Exons: 7
Coding region: 1-1443 (480 amino acids)
Biological process (GO): regulation of DNA-templated transcription
Cellular component (GO): nucleus
Molecular function (GO): DNA-binding transcription factor activity, RNA polymerase II-specific; RNA polymerase II cis-regulatory region sequence-specific DNA binding
Source: RefSeq, a predicted model, not a curated record